This is a messenger RNA of Aphanomyces invadans, 2585 nucleotides long. RefSeq lists its product as hypothetical. Gene Ontology annotation, cellular component: nuclear pore. The coding region runs from base 26 to 2551 and encodes 841 amino acids. The transcript is spliced from 2 exons. Gene Ontology annotation, biological process: ribosomal small subunit export from nucleus; mRNA export from nucleus; protein import into nucleus. Gene Ontology annotation, molecular function: structural constituent of nuclear pore. The record is from RefSeq and is a predicted model, not a curated record. Lineage: Eukaryota; Oomycota; Saprolegniomycetes; Saprolegniales; Verrucalvaceae.
CACCGCCCGAUUUCAAACCAAUAAAAUGCACCGGCCGGGCAGCAACCACCGCGUGACGAAGAAGGCGACGUCGAAUGCGUUCAAGUUGAACACGUCGGCAGCACGAUCGUCGUUGUCGGCUAGUGUGCCAGGCAGUGCAACCUCGGUGCCGACUCCCGCGACAGAAUCAGCCGUCGGGUUGACACCGACAGACUCGUUCGCGGCGGCGCUUGCAACGGCCAGCACAGUAGCUGCGGCAACGCUGGCGAACGUUCUCCCAGAGGAGCAUGUGAGUUUGUUUUGUCUGUGCGAGACGAACGGAGAUCUCGUAUUUGUGGGCGCCAAGGGUCGGUUGUGUCACAUCAACAUCCACGCGUCGAAACCAAGUCUCCACGAUCUGUCGCCGACAAACGCGUCGGACGUCAGUGCAGUUCUUGCCUCCGCAUCACGUCUCUCGUUCAACUCCCAUGGGACGAAGGUCCUCCUCCAAACGAACCAAGGCAACCUGUACGUCUUCAACCUGCCCCUCAACGCACACCAUACGCUCACGCCGACGCCGGACCAUGUUCAAGUCGUAUUCGCCGACGACAGUCGCCGAGUCGUUAAAGUGAACGCUCGUUCGCACGAUCUAUCCGACGCGACAUCUAUCGAACGCGCCCUUGCUCUCCUUCCUGCCGCCGAACGUGCCCAGGUGAAGACGGUCGUGCCGGACGUGUACGAGGUCGAGUUGCGCCAGAUCCUGCUGCUACCCACCGUCAAAGCAACAUCGACAACUUGGCACCCGCUAAGCGACUCCCACGUGGUCGUCUUAACGUCCACGGACGAGCUCCACGUGUACGCCACGAACGAGAGUACGUUGACGCCGGAGCAGACGCACGUGCUGUCGUUUCCGCCGUCUUCGGCGUCGACGACGGCGGUGACGUUUGGCCCGCCGCAAGGAUGGGAAUCGAUGACGUGUUAUAUUUUGCGAUCUAACGGCGACUUGUUUGCCUUGACUCCCUUGGUCCCGUUUGACGCGGCGGCGGUGUCGUCGACGCUCUUGCAAUUUCUCCACCAAGUGACGGACGGUCGCCUCACGCACCAGCAGACAGAUGUGGACUCGCGCAUCCUCCUCAAGGCACAGAAGCACUGGCUGUCCACAGUCUGGCAGGAUUUGCCCGCUCCACAGCCGCCACUGGACGGCACGGCAAACGACGACUCGUUCAACGACCAACCUGCCCCUCUCGUGCAUGUUCUCGUCAAGACCAGUUCGACGCCUGAAGCCCUGGCUACGCUAAAGUGGCCGCUUCAACUCCAGGGACCCUUCCGAGUGGGCUCGGCGGGGUGGUCACACCCAGGCAGCUCCGCACAGAGUGUUGCGGCCGUGGCAUACUCCGGAGCGUCCCCAAACAACAUUGGGCGCGCCCCUGUCCUCGCGUUUGGAUGGUCGAGUGGUCAUGUCACGCUGAAUGUUCUGGAGCGAGAAAUCCACCCGCGAUGGCAGCUCCGGUCGUCGACUGCUGCUCCGACAUCCAUGGGCGGCGCACCCUCUGUGUACGUCGUGGAAUGUCUGAGCCUCGGGGCGACGAAUGACUACGGAAAAAUCCACCUGACGACCCACCCGUUCAAGGCGCACGUGGUGUAUGCCCUGCAUGCCACGGGCGUCCAUGUUCUCCAUCUGACCUGGAUGAACUCGUGUCCUUUGGCCCCUCCUUUCACAACGGCCGUGCACCGCGUGCUAUCGAUCGCUCCAUCUGCGACGGCUGUCGUCGUCGGGGCGGCUGUUCUUUACUCUGUUGAGCGCGGACAUGUCCUGGCGGUGCUGUAUGCGAGCGGGAAGUGGGAGCUCAUGAACGUGUCGGCCAAGACAGCCACGAUUGGCGCGGCAUCCCCUGCUUCUCCCAACGGACCAGACGCCGCCGCAUCCUCCAAAGAUAUCGUGCCGCCGCUCGCCACCCUCGUCGAUCAGUUGCAGACCAAGUACGUGUACAACCGCGUGCAUGUCGAGGGCGGCGCCACGGCCAUGAGCAACACCACGAUCGACACGUUCAAAUUCGUCCAGGGCCACGUGCCCGCGCUGCUCGACCAAGUUGCGUACAUUGAAGCAGUCAGUGCGACGACAAAAACCCGCAUGGAUCUCCAUCGCGAGUGGCGGGACCAGCAAGACAAGGACGCCACGGCCCUCUCCAACGCGGUCGACGCCAUCACGUCGGCCAUCACGUCCCAGUGCUCCCGGGUCAAAUCCGUCCAAGCCAAGCAAGCAAAACUCAACGGCCGCGCGGCCGCUGUCCUGCAAGCGCUCAAGGAGAACCAAGCCGUGCUGUCCAAGGCAGAGAUCAAGUACAAGCAAGACCUCCAGGAGAUGGCGCACGUGACCCGCCGCCUCGUCCCACGCAUCACCCAACUCAACUUGGAAGCGCAGACGUUGCUUCGCACCGCCGACGACGCAGGAAUUGCCACAACGAAGCACCUCUCUGCCGACCGUGCACGUAUUUGCCACGACGUGCUGGCGGCGGAAACGCAGCUCAUCGCAGACACCACGGCGCGCCUCCACGACCUCGUCGAUCGAGUGGCGACCUUGCGACUCGAAUAAAUGCUGCUCUUGACCGAACUCCAUUGUGACCUCU